Molecule: messenger RNA, 594 nt
Organism: Entamoeba invadens IP1
Lineage: Eukaryota; Evosea; Mastigamoebida; Endamoebidae
Product: heat stress transcription factor C-1, putative
Exons: 2
Coding region: 1-594 (197 amino acids)
Biological process (GO): regulation of DNA-templated transcription
Molecular function (GO): DNA-binding transcription factor activity; sequence-specific DNA binding
Source: RefSeq, a predicted model, not a curated record
AUGGAAGUGAUCACCCCAAACGAAAAUCCAGACAACACACCAACCCCUUUUAUUGUCAAAUUAUAUGAACUUGUGAAUGACGAGAAGAGUAAAGACCUUAUAUGCUGGUCACACGAACAGAACAGACCAGGCUUUGUCGUUCUCGAACCCGUACAACUCGCCGCAAACGUCCUUCCGAGGUUUUUUAAGCACUCCAAUUUCAGUAGUUUUGUGAGGCAAUUGAACAUUUAUGGGUUUCAUAAAGUCGACCACCCCCUCGGACAGUGUUUUCACCACCCAUGCUUCAAAGAAGGACAUCCAGAGUUACUCUCGAAAAUCCAUAGACAACAACCAAAGCGCGCGGAAGCCGAGAACGCUGAGAUGUAUCGAAGCUUACUGCAACGGCUUGAAGAGUUGCAGAAGGAAAGCGUUUCGACUACUAAUCAACUCCAACAGCUCAACACAAUGCUUUUUUCAUUGAAAGGUCGUAUCGACGAAAUGGAGGAGCGCAUGCAGAGUAUGACGGAAUGUCUGUAUUUCAUUAAUAUGGACGAGUCGAGGUAUGGACAACAAAAGAGAAAUAACCCGCCGCCGGCUGCUCCGUCCUGGAAGUAA